CAUCCCACCCCUUUUACCUCCCGCCGCUCUAUAUCUACAAGAAGCGGGGUAUAUAAUCUGAAACUGAGUAGCCGAGAGAAAACCUGCGUAUAUUAUGCAUGUUCUCAAACUUCCCCGCUCUAACUUAUCCUCCAUAUGCAUUAGAAACCUGCAGCCCGCCGCCGACAUCUAAGAUAUCAAACACUUCAUCCAUCACUAAUAAGGUCUUUAGCUCCACUCCAGUCUACUCUACUGUGUGCAUGUGUUUCCCAUCUCAAACUUCUAUUCAGUCUUACAUCGAUAUCGAUAUCCCCGCUUCAAUCCAAGAUCCUAAGAUCAUACAAACGACCUAAAAGCUAAAAGUACACCUCGAGCUCAAAGCUCAAAGCCACCCUACAUCUCACCUCCCAAAUGCAAACCUAAAACCCCAUCAACAGCAUGAAAUCACACAUAAACUAGAAUGUAGCGAGGUCCUCAAAAGUAUCAAAGAAGAAGAACUCAAAGACGGAAACCCCUACACGAUUUACGCGCAUCACCUAGCGCGGGCAUGUUGGCAUGAUACUCGGAUUAUGUUAAGACAGACAUCUGGUGAGGCGGAAGGGAUCUUUGAUUUUAUUCUUGCGUUGCAUGGGGCAUGUGAUGGAAAAUGGGGUUAUCUUCUCGAUCGAGACGUUAGACAGACGGAUAUUGAUGCAUGGCUUGAGUAUGCGGGGAUGUUUUUAUCGAGUCUUGGUAAUUGUUUUGUAGGUGUUUCGUUUCGUUUCGUUUGGUUUAGUUUGCUAGAGAAUCAUUCUCCGCUACGAUUUAAAUUGCUAAUGCACAAUAUAGGACGAUGGAAAUCGAAAAGUAAUACCCAGUAUUUCCCACGAAGUACUCCGCAAAAUGGCAAGUGUAUCUCCUGAUGCAAGCGCAAAGCUUGAAGAAAUUAUCACCCCGAUGGUGGAAAUCCAACCAGCUGCUCUGGGAUAUCCAGAUGGUGCAAAUCAGUCUGGUUAUUACAUCAGCGAUAUCGAUGAACAAAUAAAAAAGGAAGAUAUUGAGAUCAUCACUAAGAUGAUGGAAGCAAGAAAAAUCUCCCCAGAAAACACUCGUCUCCGAAAACUCACCACCAGCAUUCGUCCAGCAGAUGAAAACAUCGACGUCUUUGAAAUCCUUCAGGCUUCUGCGGAAAAAGAUACCCAGCCUCUGUUUCUUGGUGAACUCACUACUGGAGAUAAUCGUCGCGCCAGGGUUUAUCUCCGGCGUGGUGACCAUUGCAGAAUCCCAAAAUUUGUUCCAUGUUUGGAAGGAUAAAAAUCGAGCGUAGCGAGGAAGGGGGCGUUUGGGAAUAUGCUUUUAUAAUAAUGAAUGGAUGAAUGAAGAAAUAAAUCAAGCGUAGCGAGUAAUAUACAAGAUUAAGAGUAAGUUUUUUGAUAAGAAUUAAAAUCAGGAUAUGUACAGAGCUAACUCUAGCAUGUAAAGUCGCCGCAACAAACGAACAAAAAAACCGCGCUUUCCCAGCUUGUGGAGAGUUUCGAUCGGGGGAUUAUAAUAUCUUUCGCUCUGCGCAUAAGACAUGGGUCACGGACAAGAAUCCUCGAGUGGAACAUUGCUGGGUUUUCUAUUCGGGUAUCGCGAUCCCCAUGGCGUAAGAGCAGAAUGGCAGGCUAUUAUUGGGAUUUGUCAUUCUGGAGAGACGGAUAAAAUGAGAGAGCUUGUUGCGAAAUCUACAGAAUUCAUUCGUAUGCUCCCUUGGGCUGUACAGAAUGAUAAUGAUGGUAAAGGACCCGAGCGAAUUAUAUGUUCCUAACUUGGCGGUUAUUCAUGGUGAGUAUAUAUAUCUAGGUAGUCAAGAGAGAUAUACUAUCCUAACAAUAACUAGUACUCGCUUCCGUUUCAAGCACCGCUUGGGAAGCUACUAAUAUUACAAUUAUAAGAUCAAGUUUCUGAAAAGCUCAUCAUAUCUCCAAGAUGAUGAAGAGCAUGAUUUGAAAUGUAUACAGGAUGACGAUGGCAAAAGACACGGCGUCAAGAACAUGGUGUGUGGUAAUCGAAUGAACCUCAACAGCAGUCCCGAUCGUACCUGUUACUAUAUCCACCCUUCAGAGGUUAAAACAUAUAUGACCUAUGCGCAUAAAGUUCGUUUCGUCACAACAGCCAUCCACGAGCUCAUCGGGCAUGGAACCGGAAAACUCCUAGCCGAAACAAUCCCUGGAAAGUUCAACUUCGACCAUGAAAACCCGCCGACAAGUCCACUGACCGGUAAACCCAUACAAACAUGGUACAAACCGGGCCAAACGUGGAACAGUGUAUUUGGAAAAUUAGCAGCAACAGUAGAAGAAUGCAGAGCAUUUUUGAUCGCGAACUAUCUAGCAGACAACAAGGAAAUUCUUGCGCUUUUCGGUUACGAUCAGGAGAGCACUCCUACUGCAGACGAGUGUAAGUAUACGUAUUUCGAUAUCCAGAAUCCAGAUAUAUAGCCUGAUAUCAAUCCAGUGACUAACAAAAACAAGUCAUCUAUUACACAUACCUACAAAUAGGAGUAGAAGGACUCCGCGCUUUGCGCAGCUAUAAAGUCGCUGAGAAAACCUGGGGCAGUGACCACGACCAGGUAAGUAGCGUUCAUGAGCAUGCAUUACAGCAAACUAACCCCCCGCAUCUCCAAACCCUAGGCACAAUUCACCAUCCUAAAGCACCUCCACCAAACCAGCAAAUACAAGCACCUCCUCCAAAUAUCCCACGACGCCCAAACCCAAACCCUACGCAUCCAUCUCAAUUGCUCCAAGCUCCUCUCCGACGGCAAACCCUCACUCGGGCGCAUGCUGCGCAAACUCCACAUCUGGCGCUGUACGGCCGAUAUCGAGGCAUGUCGAUCCUUUUACGAGGAACAGAGUGUUGUAGAUGGAGAGUAUGAGGAAUGGAGGAAAAUCGUAGCGGGGAAUAUGGAGCCCAAGUGGAAGUUUGUGCAGGGGAAUAGGUUUUGGGGGAGGAUGGUACUGGUACUGGUACUGGUACUGGUGUUGUUGAGUGGAGGGAGUAUGAGGAGAGUAAUGCGGGGAUUAUUAGGUCGUUUUAGGAGAGAGGGAUUUGAUUUGUUAAUCUAAGGUUAAUAAACCUACAUGUUUCGUCUGGAAUCUGGAAUGAGCUGCUAGUUAGUUUAUCAAAGAUGACUAACUGGUGGGCUAACCAAUAGAUGGAUCAAGAAAUCGAUAAGAGUUAAUAA
Molecule: messenger RNA, 3181 nt
Organism: Sclerotinia trifoliorum
Lineage: Eukaryota; Fungi; Ascomycota; Leotiomycetes; Helotiales; Sclerotiniaceae
Source: the annotation of a GenBank genome assembly